Petromyzon marinus (sea lamprey) is the source of this 3320-nucleotide messenger RNA. Its product is annotated as potassium voltage-gated channel subfamily A member 7-like. Gene Ontology annotation, cellular component: membrane; voltage-gated potassium channel complex. Gene Ontology annotation, molecular function: protein binding; delayed rectifier potassium channel activity. The record is from RefSeq and is a predicted model, not a curated record. NCBI's taxonomy places the organism in Eukaryota, Metazoa, Chordata, Hyperoartia, Petromyzontiformes, Petromyzontidae. Gene Ontology annotation, biological process: action potential; protein homooligomerization; potassium ion transmembrane transport.
CAGGAGCAGACGCGGGCGCGCGGACUCGCCGAGUGGAGGUCCCCGACAGCGCCGCGCCGGAGACACAAAAACAAACAGACGGCGACACAAGACGGCGACACAAGACGACACCAGACGGCGACACAAGACGGCGACACAAGACGCAGAGCCCGCGACAAGGCGCGCAAAGCAGCCGGUAGUGGGGUGGUGGUGGUGGGGGUGGCGAUGAACGCGACGGUGAUUAGCGAGGAGAUGUCGCCUGACGCGCGACUCAAUGGUCGCAGUUAACUCCGCUGAGGACUGCAAUUGACGCCGAGGACGUAAGGAGAGGGACACGCGCGGGUGACACCGCCACGCGGGGAGAGGAGCGAGGGAGCGGCGAUGCUGCGAGGCCGUGAGCAGAGAGAGUCGCCGCCGCCCCGUACUCCUCCUACAGCUUCUAAAGCCCACCAGCAAAUGCCAACAACAACAACCGCCACCACUACCAAAGCGACAUCCCGGACAGACAUCAGGAGCAGCAGCAUCAUCAUCAGUCUCCCUGGAGAGACUUGAGAGAGAGAGUGGCUUGGCCGGCCCUGCAUACUGGCCGGGCGCAUUGGAGACAACACCCCCUCCCAAUCAACUUCUCACCGCAGCGAUCUCGAGAUCGUCCCAACGACAGAGAGAGACAUAUCGACACACACACUCACUCGCACACAGACGGGGUGGGGGGCUGGCCGCGGUGGGGGGAGGCGUCUCAUGUCGCACGUCUCAUGUCGCACGUCUCAUGUCGCACGUCUCAUGUCGCACGUCUCAUGUCGCACGUCUCAUGUCGCACGUCUCAUGUCGCACGUCUCAUCUCGCACGUCUCAUGUCGCACGUCUCAUGUCGCACGUCUCAUGUCGCACGUCUCAUGUCGCACGUCUCAUGUCGCACGUCUCAUGUCGCACGUCUCAUGUCGCACGUCUCAUGUCGCACGUCUCAUGUCGCACGUCUCAUGUCGCACGUCUCAUGUCGCACGUCUCAUGUCGCACGCUUGACUUCAUUCACGCGUGAAGCGUCCGCAGCCGCGCUCCGCCACCCUCCUUCAAUGGGGUAGGAGAAUUCAUCAUCACCAUCAUCACCCUCCUCGUCGUCGCCGUGGCCAUCGCCGCGAUGGAGGUGGCGAUGGUGAGCGUGCAGGACGCCGGCGGAGGACUCGGCCCCUAUGGGCACCGGGGCGGCGGCGGCGGCGGCGGCGGAGGAGGUCCCGGGGGGUCGCGAGGAUUCGGCGGCUGCCGCGCCCCGCACGGCCACGCGGUGCUGACGCCGCACGCGCUCGACGUCCUGCUGCUGGACGCGGCUGCGUGCGAGCCCUACUACCAGCACUACAACAACCACCACCACCACCACCACAACAAUCUGCAGCAGCAACAACCGCAGCAGCAGCCGCAACAGCAGCACAACAACCAUCACAACCACCAUCACCAGCAGCAUCGCGGCAGCAGCAGCGGCGGCAGCAGCAGCAGCUUCAGCGCCGGCGGCGGCGUCGACUCGGGCGGGUUCCCGGAGGCGGGCGAGCGGCUCACCAUCAACGUGUCGGGGCUGCGCUUCGAGACGCACGCGCGCACCCUGGCGCGCUUCCCGCGCACGCUGCUGGGCGACCCGCGCAAGCGAGCGCCCUACUUCGACGCGCUGCGCAACGAGUUCUUCUUCGACCGCAACCGCCAGAGCUUCGACUCCAUCCUGCACUACUACCAGUCACGCGGGCGCCUGCGCAGGCCCGCGGGCGUGCCCGUGGACGUGUUCGCCGAAGAGCUGCGCUUCUACGAGCUGGGCGACGAGGCGAUGGCGCGCUACCGCGAGGACGAGGGUUGCGCGCCCGAGGAGGCCGAGCGAGUCCUGCCGCGCGCGCCCCUGGCCCGCCAGCUGUGGCUCCUCUUCGAGUACCCCGAGAGCUCGGCGCCCGCGCGCGCCAUCGCCAUCGUGUCGGUGGCGGUCAUCGUCCUCUCCAUCAUCGUCUUCUGCCUCGAGACGCUGCCGCAGUUCCGAGACGAGAGGCGCGACGCCGCCGCCGCAUACAACAACAAUAACAACAAUAACAACGACAACAACAACAACAACCAGCAGCAGCAGCACGUGAAGUCGGCCGACGUCGUGAGCAGCAACUCGCCGCCUCCAGGGUCCCCCGUGCACCCGCGCGUGUCGCCCUCGUCGCCCUCGUCGCCCUCCUCGCCGCUGCCUCCGGGCGUCGUGGCGGCGGCGGUGGCUCCGCUGAGCGCCUUCACGGACCCCUUCUUCGUGGUGGAGACGGUGUGCGUCGUCUGGUUCACCCUGGAGCUCGUCGUGCGCUUCCUCGUGUGUCCCAGUAAGUCGGCCUUCUUCAAGGACGUCAUGAACGUCAUAGACAUCGUGUCCAUCCUGCCGUACUUCAUCACGCUCGGCACGGAGCUCGCCGACCAGAGCGCGCAUGGUGGUAGCGAUGGUAGCGGUGGCGGUGGUGGUGGUGAUGGUAGCGGUGGCGGUGGAACCGCGCUCCCCUCCCCGUCGUCUUCUUCCUCGCCGGGCGGCCAGCACGCCAUGUCGCUCGCCAUCCUCAGGGUCAUCCGCCUCGUGCGAGUCUUCAGGAUCUUCAAGCUGUCGCGCCACUCCAAGGGUCUGCAGAUCCUGGGCCAGACUCUGCGCGCCUCCAUGCGCGAGCUGGGCCUGCUCAUCUUCUUCCUCCUCAUCGGCGUCAUCCUCUUCUCGAGCGCCGUCUUCUUCGCCGAGGCGGACAGCGACGAGUCGCACUUCACGAGCAUCCCCGACGCCUUCUGGUGGGCCGUGGUCACCAUGACCACGGUGGGUUACGGCGACAUGAGGCCCGUCACAAUCGGCGGGAAGAUCGUGGGCUCGCUGUGCGCCAUCGCGGGCGUGCUCACCAUCGCGCUGCCCGUGCCCGUGAUCGUCUCCAACUUUAACUACUUCUACCACCGCGAGACGGACAAUGACGACUCGGCGGUCAAAGUCCAGGGCGGCGGUGGUGGCGGUGGUGGCGCCGGUAGCGGUGGCGGCUCCUCUGGUGCCGUAGGGCCGCGUUCGUCGCAGGGGAGUGGAACGCCGAGGAAGCGCCGCCCCAGCAGCGCCCAGGGCCUCGACGCCGAGACGGACUCGAGCACGGAGUCGGGAGAUCCAAACUCCUCGGGACUCGCCACUGACGACGACGACGACGACGUCGACGGUUCGGGCCACCGCGCUCGGACGCGACUCACCGUGAGCGUUGGGCGCUUUUCCGACGGCGGCCAGAGGAACAAUAACUGCGCACUCCUGGUGGACGGCAUGGAGACGAAAGUGUGAGGGUCUCGUGCGGCGAUGGACGAGGGACGGGGGGGGGGUGGAGGGGA